Messenger RNA from Dendroctonus ponderosae (mountain pine beetle), 4900 nucleotides. It is a transcript of the gene Toll-6, whose product is annotated as toll-like receptor 6. Gene Ontology annotation, cellular component: extracellular matrix. Gene Ontology annotation, molecular function: protein binding. Gene Ontology annotation, biological process: signal transduction. NCBI's taxonomy places the organism in Eukaryota, Metazoa, Arthropoda, Insecta, Coleoptera, Curculionidae. The transcript has 2 exons. Bases 241 to 4086 code for a protein of 1281 amino acids. The record is from RefSeq and is a predicted model, not a curated record.
UUGACUGUUCGCGUGUAUCAUUCACUGCAGCACAAGAGGCGCUAGUUCAAAUUUGUGCGCUCUUGUGUACGGUCGCUCGUCGUGAGAUCGCAUGUGCCACAUUCGUCACUAGAUCGGGCGUGAACAAUUUAUUUAAAUUUCAAACGGAAAACUGUGCGUGUGUUUAGUGUCCGUGUCCAAUGCAUCACCGGAAGCACUUUUGCUCGUAGUGCCACAAACAUUGCAAAAAACUGCGGAAAAAUGAUCAUAUCACUAGUGUUGUUCUUCGGCUGCUCGCUAAUCAACUCUGGCCAUGCCGGCAAUGACAUAUCACCCACGGAUUCGUCAAGUGGGCUCAGAUACGAAGCACCAGAUGAUUGUCAGUGGUGGGUGCGAGAUCCGUCUACAGCCAGUGGACAGGACGAGGUCGCACUCACCUGCAAACUCCGCACUAUCAACAGUGAGUUCGACACGACCAACUUCAGCGUCAUACCAUCUGAGCACACAACUUCCUUGAGAAUCGAGUGCAAUUCGGACAUAAUGUCCCGUUCCAGUCUGGACGAUCGCAGUUUCGUCCACUUGAACAAACUGCGAGCUUUGGAGCUGGAGCAUUGCAAACUGGCAAGAUGGCCAGCAGCCACCCUGUUCGGCCUAAGAGAUCUGCGAAAUCUCACUGUGCGAACACACAACACCGAUUGGCCGGCAAUGAAUCUGGAUUUUUCGCGCGAUAGUUUCACCCCUGUCAGACAGCUGGAGCGUCUGGACGUGUCGUGCAACAACAUUUGGUCCUUUCCAGAGAACAUCUUCUGCCCACUCAUCAACAUGGUGUUUUUGAACGUGAGCGAAAAUCGCUUGCAAGACGUGAGCGACUUGGGCUUCAGGGAAAAAGCCCCCGGUUUACCCCAGCCGUUGAUCAGUGUGGCCGAAGACGAAGCUCAUGUUCCAGAAAACACCAGGACAUUGACGCAUCCAUGCAGUUUGGACAUUCAGGUACUGGACACGUCUUUUAAUCACUUUGUUCUCAUUCCCGCCAACGGGUUUAGUGUGUUGCGUAGACUCAAGGAGUUUUACAUUCAUAACAAUGAAAUAAGCAUGGUGGCCGACAAGGCUCUAAACGGGCUUAAGGCCCUGCAGAUUUUUGAUCUAUCCAAUAACAAAGUGGUCGCUUUGCCCAGCGAACUGUUCAAGGACUGUCGCGAGUCAAUUAAGGAAAUCUACUUGCAAAACAACUCAAUCAGUGUGUUGGCCCCAGGGCUUUUCGCCAAUCUCGAUCAGCUACUGGCUCUGGAUAUAUCGAAAAAUCUCCUAACCAGCUCCUGGAUAAACGCUGACACGUUCUCCGGCCUAAUUCGACUAGUCCUGCUGAAUCUAUCAUAUAACCGAAUCUCCAAAUUGGAUCCGUCAUUCUUCCGCGAUUUAUACACCCUGCAAAUUCUCAACUUGGAGCAUAAUUCACUGGAAACCAUUCCCGCAGACACAUUUGCCCCCAUGAAUAAUUUGCACACAUUGAUAAUUUCAUAUAACAGGAUCAGCUACUUGGACGCGUACUCUCUUAAUGGGCUCUACGUUCUGUCGCUGCUUGCCCUGGAUAAUAACGUACUCGAAGGCAUUCACCCCGAUUCAUUCAGAAACUGCUCCAGUCUGCAGGACCUGAAUUUAAAUAGCAAUCACCUGAAAGCGGUCCCGUUGGCCCUGAAAGACAUGCGGCUCUUAAGAACAGUUGAUUUGGGGGAAAAUUUGAUUACGUAUCUCGACGAGCCGGGCUUUCGAGGCCUGGACAAUUUGUACGGCCUGAGAAUGCUCGGCAACAAAAUACAAAACGUUAGCAAGCGCGCGUUCGCCGAUUUGCCGGCUCUGCAGAUUCUGAAUUUGGCCAAAAACAAAAUCGAGCGAGUCGAACAGGGCUCGUUUUCCAACAGCCCCAACUUGCAAGCCAUUCGACUGGACUCCAAUCAAUUAAUCGACGUCAGCGGAUUAUUUGCGGAUAUUCAAAGCCUGCUGUGGCUGAAUGUGUCCGAUAAUCAACUGGAAUGGUUCGAUUACGCAUUGAUUCCGCAGAGCCUACAAUGGCUCGAUUUGCAUAAAAACAACGUAAGAGAAUUGCGCAAUCGGUACAAUCUCGAUUACGAAUUAAGAUUGUCCCAAUUGGACGCCAGCUUCAACAAAAUAUCGAAAAUCAGCGCAAGCUCGAUGCCCAGCAGCAUCGAGCUGCUGUUUUUGAACGACAAUCUAAUCAGCACUGUGGAGCCGCAUACUUUCAUCAAAAAAACCAAUUUAAGCAGAGUGGAUCUGUAUGCGAACCAGAUUGGGAGCAUGGACUUGAACACGCUCCUGCUCACACCUGUUGACCCGGAGAAACCUCUCCCAGAGUUCUACAUUGGGGGCAAUCCGUUCCAGUGCGAUUGCACCAUGGAAUGGCUGCAGCGAAUCAACAAACUGGACCAUCUGCGCCAACACCCGCGAGUAAUGGACUUGGAAAGUAUCUACUGCAAACUGCUGUACAACAGGGAGAACAACUACAUGCCCCUGAUUGAGGUCGAGUCCUCGCAGUUUCUCUGCACAUAUAAAACACACUGUUUCGCUCUGUGCCACUGCUGCGACUUUGAUGCCUGCGACUGCGAAAUGACCUGCCCAACAAACUGCACUUGUUAUCACGACCAACUGUGGAGCUCGAAUGUAGUGGAAUGUUCCAGUGCGGGCUACACUGAAAUGCCAAACACCAUCCCAAUGGACGCAAGCGAGCUGUAUUUGGACGGAAACAAUUUCGGAGAACUCUCCAGCCACUCGUUCAUUGGCCGCAAGAAUUUGAGGGUUCUUUACGCGAAUAACUCCAAUAUUGCAGCGAUUUACAACCACACGUUUAGCGGACUUCGACGGUUGUCCAUUUUGCAUUUGGAGAACAAUCGAAUUAAGGAACUGCUCGGCUUUGAACUGGCCACUUUGGAGUCGCUUCGCGAGCUCUAUUUGCAAGGGAACAUGAUUCAUUUUAUCGAUAACAGGACUUUUCUCGAGUUGAAACACUUGGAAGUGCUGCGUUUGGAUGAAAAUCGGCUGUACUCGUUUGAGGUGUGGCAGCUUUCAUUGAAUCCUUAUUUGGUGGAGAUUGGGUUGGCUUAUAAUCACUGGUCUUGCGAUUGCGGGUAUGUUGGGCGGUUUAAGUCGUGGCUGAAGCAGAAUUACGCCAAAGUGGUGGACGCCACCAGAAUCACCUGCGUGGUCAACAACUCCACCAAUCUUCUGGGGCCGAAAAUGUCCGAUUUCAAUUCCUCCAAGUGUCUGCAGUUCUUUUCCGAUGGAAAUCACGCAAUUGUCGAGCAGCAGGUCAUGAACGAUUAUCUGCCGUUACUGUUGGGAACAAUGUGCGUUUUUAUCGCAAGCGUUGUGAUCGUAUGCGGCGCCUUUUACUACCGCAGAGAGCUAAGAGUAUGGGUGUAUUCGCGUUGCGGCCUGCGAAUGUGCUACAAAACUACCGCGUUUGACGAACAGCAGGACAAAGAGCGUCUUUUUGACGCUUAUGUUAGCUACAGUGUAAAAGAUGAAGUGUUCGUUAGUCAGGCUUUGGCCCCCGGAUUAGAAAGCGGCGAUCCUUCCUACAGACUGUGUCUUCACUACAGGGACUUUAACGUGUCAGCCUAUGUGGCUGACACGAUAAUUGAGGCAGUCGAAUCCUCCAAGCGAACUAUCAUUGUGCUAUCGAAGAACUUUCUUCAUAACGAGUGGUGUCGAUUCGAGUUUAAAAGCGCUUUGCACGAAGUGCUAAAAGAUAGGCGCAAGCGGCUCAUUUUCAUCGUGACUGGGGAAUUGCCUUCGCGGGAUCUCGAUCCCGAUCUAAGGCUGUACCUCAAAACCAACACGGUGAUCGAAUGGGGCGACCGGCAGUUCUGGCAAAAGCUGCAAUUUGCCAUGCCAGACGUGCGGAAAAGCUGCAUGCAUCAAAGAUCUUCUGUGAACAUCUACGCCACAGCCACUCCUUCGCAUCUAAUGGACCGAUCCAGAAGUCCAGUGUUUUCUCCACCGCCUCCUCCUGGAAAAUUGCCGCCGUUCCUGCCGAACUCUUCAAGUUUGCCACGUGAUUCCCGCACGAUGCCACAUCCUUUGUGGGCGUAGCGGUUCGCAUUUAGCAGCAUGCCCCGAACGAGCAGCAGGAGGGUUCAGAGGAGCAGUUCGAACCCCCGCAGGCUUGAACCUCGACCCACGAUCGUAUACUAGUUUCAACUUUUAAUGGCAUCCAAAACAAGUUGUGUAAUUAAUAAUUUUUUAAAGCUUUUCCAUUUAAAAUAGCAAAGUCCAAAAUUUCUAGACAGUUUUCAAGCAGGCAGGUAUCAAGCUGAAGAGUCUCGUUGACAUUCUUGCUUGGUAGCUGAAGUGGAUGUGAUAUAAGAUUUUGUGAAUAAUUCUAAAGUAUUCUUGUAUGAUAGAUAGAUGUUAAUAUGUAUGAAACGGACUGAUUAAUUGUAAUGAAUUUUAACGUUUAAAAAUGUAUAUUAAUGUCUUUUAGAAUACUUCCUAUCAAUUUUUGAGCUUAAAUAUAGUAGGUAUCUAGUCUUCGCUAGAAUAAAGGAAUUUUAUUAAUAUUAAGACGAUUCUGUUUGAAUACUUCUUCAGUAAAAAAGUGUGUUAUUGUUGUAGCUUUAGAUAGAAAAAGUGGGCUUUAUUUCAAAGAAACAGGUUGUGAGCUAGUUGUAUUUAUAGGAACUCAGUGUUCCAAUAUUUAAACUCAUUUAAACUUUCCGAAACUUUUGAGUUAAAUGCGCCGGAAAACCAGAAAACGAUUCCUAUUAUUAGGCUGUAUAGUGUACAUAAAGUUAUAAAUAAUUUAGAAAUAUAUUUUGAUGAAAUCCAAAGCACUAUUAUAAUAAAUUGUAUAUAGGAUUUAAAGCUUCAAACUAGUAACAAAAUUAAAUAAAAAUAUUUAUUACUA